This is a messenger RNA of Ceratosolen solmsi marchali, 1089 nucleotides long. RefSeq lists its product as uncharacterized. The record is from RefSeq and is a predicted model, not a curated record. The coding region runs from base 33 to 980 and encodes 315 amino acids. Lineage: Eukaryota; Metazoa; Arthropoda; Insecta; Hymenoptera; Agaonidae. The transcript is spliced from 2 exons.
UCGCGAGUCUGUUUCUCCUUGCCGCCGUGGUAAUGGCCGAGCCGCCCCUUCAGGCCCAGCAGCGCUCCCAGGGACAGCGUUAUUUCUUCGCCCGGCAGGAGCAGCAGACGUCGACCGCGGCACCGGCGCCCUAUCCAGCCAGUGGCUGGAAGCCCGACGGCCCGGCUUUCAAUCUGCCCCAGCCCCAGCAGCGCCAGCACCAGACGAGCACCGCUUACGGCCUGCCACGAGGCGAACCCGAGGCCAGCGGCAAUCAGUAUGUACCGCCUCAGGCGAAGAGCUCGUUGCUGCCCCAGAGACAGCAGGCCCAGAGCUUCGCGAGUCAGCGUUUGAACGGAUUCGAGAGGCAGACGCAGGCACGUGCCCCGAGGCCUCAGGAACACUACAACGCACCUCAGGCCCAGUACGGCGCCCCGGAGUACUCCACCACGGAAUUCCCCGACUCGACCGAGUUCGACGAAGCCACUACCGUCGUUGGACUUCCCGACUCCGAGCCGGAGUCGCUCGACUCCGGGAACGAGUUCGAUGACAUCGAGGCCAACGGCCAGGCCCGUUGGGCCCAGCAGCCUCAGGAGCGCGGCCAGUACUUCGUGGCGCUUCCGGACGGACGACUCCAGCGCGUUCGCUACGUGAGCCGCCAGGACCUCGAAGCCAUGCGCUACUUCGCCAAGAUCCGGGCGGAGAACGUGGAGCCGCUUCGCGGACCCAUCUACGCUUACGCACCACUGCAGAAACUCGAGGUGACGCCCGGUAGUCUACAAUCGGUGCCCGUAUCCGGACUCAGCGUCACGGCCGUCGAUGCCAAGCCCCAGAAGCUCGUUGCCCCUAAAGUCGACAUCAAACCGCUGGCGCAGCUACAGUACCAGCACGAUAAUCAGGCCCGCCCGACGUCCCCCACGAACGCCGGCUACGCGACCUACACUAGCGACUACCAGGUGCCGACCAACUUCGAGGAAAGAUACAUACUCGCCUUCCCUUGAGUGUCGAGGCAACGUGUGUUGCUGUCCGGGGCUUUGCCGAUCACCGCCGUCUCAGCCCGCAAAGUAUUAUUACAUGGGACAGCGUGGGACGUUGAGAGAAGAGAAGAGA